Staurois parvus is the source of this 273-nucleotide messenger RNA. The record is from the annotation of a GenBank genome assembly. NCBI's taxonomy places the organism in Eukaryota, Metazoa, Chordata, Amphibia, Anura, Ranidae.
UGUACGCUGUACGGGACCCUCUGUGCGAGGUCCUGAUCAUGUGAUCACUGAUUAGCCAAUCACCUGCACGUUGUACGGGACCCUCUGUGCGAGGUACUGAUCAUGUGAUCACUGAUUGGCCAAUCAGUGAUCACAUAAAUAAGUGUAAGCAAGAUGUCACUUCUGACAUCAAUGCUUACUACGUGUGAAAUCUGUGAAGGAUCACAGCUUGUCACAUGGUACAAGGCUGUUGUGAAUAGCCCUGUACCAUGUGAUCUCUGUGAUCAUUCACAG